AUGAGUGAUGAAACAGUAAAUGCUGGCUUCUCCCACGUCACAAUCACUAAACCCGAGGCUACAGCGGCAGCUCCUGCUCUGUCCUUCUCAAGGGCAUACAGCCUAUCCCUAAGCCCCCAGGUUAUCUACGCGCGCUCCUCCCUUCUCGGUUAUCUCGUUUCGUCGAGGGUCUAUCGUCAGCUUGAAUUUCUUGCUGUCGGUACCUGGUGGGUGUACUCUGCAAGUGCACAGAGCGAAAGCUCGUCAUCGCAUGGAAGGUUACUCAAGGUUCCAAACGGCCGAGAGGACGUCUUCCAGGAUCACGACCUCGACUUCAAGGCCAAACGCGCUUUGAUGAAGUUCUUGCGCUUCAUCAGCGAAUAUGAAGAGCAGACCGAGUUGUGGGAAGAGCAUCGUCAGCAACCGUUCUCGAGCUUCUUGACUGAGCAAUUCAAGGUUCCAGCAAGUCUGCAAGGACCCUUGAUGGCUUUGACGCUAUCGCCUGCCGGACCAGAUCAAACUCCCACCGAUUAUGCUCUACCGAGAAUCGCGAGGCAUCUACGUUCGAUCGGCGUGUUCGGCGCUGGCUUCGGGGCCGUCAUCCCGAAAUGGGGCGGCUUGUCGGAGAUCAGUCAAGUGUCGUGCCGCGCUUGUGCUGUAGGCGGUGGUGUCUAUGUUCUUGGAAAAGGCAUAGCUCCACCCACCGAAGACAACGCGAAGACAACCGAGAAUGGUACAAAGCUUCGCCUGAGAGAUGGCGAAGUCGUCACCGCGAAGUGGAUUGUAGGGGGGAACUCGUCAACCGCUUCUGAAGACACACACUGCAGGUCGAUAACCAUUGUGUCGUCCUCCUUGUCACACCUGUUCCCGCCCAUCGCGGAGGAAGCACCAGCACCAGCCGCUGCUGUUGUCGUCUUUCCAUCCGGCUCCUUGACGCUGGACUCGCAAGCUGAAGAGCUUCCGCCAGUGCACGUCUUCGUGCAUUCGAGCGAUACUGGUGAAUGUCCUCCCGGUCAAUGUGUACUGUAUGCUUCGACAUCGAUAAACGAUCGAGAUGGGUUUGCACUGCUCCGGAAAGCUGUAGAGUCAUUGCUCUCUGCUCAAGAUGUCCAGCCAUCGCCAACAAUACUAUGGUCUGUGGAGUAUCAACAGCAGGCUUCUUCCGGAUCGGAGACUUUGCCGUCUGAUACCGAUCGUAUCGUUCGCUUCCCACCUCCUUCUAUGGAUCUCGCAUUCGAUGACAUGGUGCUUGAAAACGUUAGAGAGGUGUGGCAGAAGAUUGUGGGCGACGAUGGGGGCGAAUUCUUGAUCUUCCAAGACCGUGAAGUAUAUGAUGAUGACGAGUAA
Molecule: messenger RNA, 1326 nt
Organism: Alternaria atra
Lineage: Eukaryota; Fungi; Ascomycota; Dothideomycetes; Pleosporales; Pleosporaceae
Exons: 3
Coding region: 1-1326 (441 amino acids)
Biological process (GO): small GTPase-mediated signal transduction; protein geranylgeranylation; vesicle-mediated transport
Cellular component (GO): cytosol; Rab-protein geranylgeranyltransferase complex; cytoplasm
Molecular function (GO): GDP-dissociation inhibitor activity
Source: RefSeq, a predicted model, not a curated record